Messenger RNA from Rhea pennata, 2801 nucleotides. RefSeq names its product cytoplasmic protein NCK2. The coding region runs from base 390 to 1532 and encodes 380 amino acids. Gene Ontology annotation, molecular function: receptor tyrosine kinase binding; signaling adaptor activity. NCBI's taxonomy places the organism in Eukaryota, Metazoa, Chordata, Aves, Rheiformes, Rheidae. The record is from RefSeq and is a predicted model, not a curated record. Gene Ontology annotation, biological process: positive regulation of endoplasmic reticulum stress-induced intrinsic apoptotic signaling pathway; signal transduction; positive regulation of translation in response to endoplasmic reticulum stress. The transcript is spliced from 5 exons.
GCCGCCGCCGCCGCCGGGCGCAGCAGGCUGAGGGGAGGCAGGAGCGGAGCCGCCGCUGAGGGCCGGGGCCUUGGACGCGUCCGGCGCGGCGGAGGAAGAGGAAGGGGGGGAGCCGGCCCCUCUCGGAGGGCGCAGCCCGCAUCCGCCCUGGGAAGGGAAGAGGGAAGGGAAGGAAAAGGGGGAGCGAGCGAGCGGGCACCGCCGCUGCCGCCGCCGAGACAAAGAAGCGGAGCCCGCCUGGGCUGGGAGCCUCCCCGCCGCUGCCAUUGCUAAGCGCCCCGCUGCCCGCCUGCCGGCCGAGAUACUUGUGUACAUAACUUGGUUAGAGAGUCCUGUCUUUCACUACCUGAAUCCUUUUAACAGUGUGCCAAAGAAGGACUCCAUGAAAGAUGACAGAAGAAGUUAUUGUUAUUGCAAAGUGGGAUUACACUGCACAGCAGGACCAAGAACUUGACAUCAAGAAAAAUGAACGUCUUUGGCUAUUAGAUGAUUCCAAGACAUGGUGGAGGGUAAGAAACGCGGCCAACAAAACGGGAUAUGUGCCAUCAAAUUAUGUGGAACGAAAAAACAGCUUGAAGAAAGGUUCUCUGGUUAAAAAUCUAAAAGACACAUUGGGUUUGGGAAAAACAAAAAGAAAGACGAGUGCGCGAGAUGCCUCACCUACUCCUAGCACAGAUGCUGAAUACCCAUCCAAUGGUAGCAGUGCGGACCGGAUUUAUGAUCUUAACAUUCCAGCCUACGUUAAGUUUGCCUAUGUUGCAGAGAGAGAGGAUGAACUGUCCCUAGUUAAGGGAUCCCGGGUCAUUGUCAUGGAGAAAUGCAGCGAUGGCUGGUGGAGAGGUAGCUACAAUGGACAAAUUGGCUGGUUUCCUUCGAACUAUGUGGUAGAGGAAGUUGAGGAAGCAACUGCAGAUUCCCCAAGCUUUCUAAGUUUAAGGAAAGGCGCUUCUAUGAGUAAUGGCCAGGGCACCAAAAUACUUCAUAUUGUUCAGACACUGUAUCCAUUCAGCUCCGUCACAGAAGAAGAGCUCAAUUUUGAAAAAGGGGAAAUAAUGGAAGUCAUUGAAAAGCCAGAAAAUGACCCAGAGUGGUGGAAAUGUAAAAAUGCCAGAGGGCAAAUUGGUCUUGUUCCUAAAAACUAUGUAGUAAUCGUAAGCGAUGGUCCUACCAUUAACACUUCCCAUCCACCUCAGAUAAGCUACACAGGGCCAUCUUCUACAGGACGGUUUGCUGGAAGAGAGUGGUAUUAUGGGAAUGUUACCCGACAUCAAGCAGAAUGUGCCCUAAAUGAAAGGGGAGUGGAAGGAGACUUCCUUGUUAGAGAUAGUGAAUCUUCGCCCAGUGACUUCUCGGUAUCUCUAAAGGCAUCGGGGAAGAACAAACAUUUCAAGGUGCAGCUCGUGGACAAUGUCUAUUGUAUUGGGCAGCGUCGCUUUAAUACUAUGGAUGAGUUGGUGGAACACUACAAAAAGGCUCCCAUCUUCACCAGUGAACACGGGGAAAAGCUAUAUCUUGUGAAAGCACUUCAGUGACAUUGAAGAUGGACUUUGGUCUCCUAGGCCUCUUAUAACUUCCAAGCCUUAGGUCCUAAAUUCACUUUUUUAGAGCAGAGCAAUCUACUAUCUGAAGCAGGCUUAAAGAAUAGGCUCUUUCUAAAGUGUUUGCUCUGUUGGUUGUUAUUGUCCUUUUUUGUUUGCCUAUUUUGUGUUUUGAUUCUGUUAAUCUCAGAUCACCUCCCUUCAGAUUGAGAAUUUCACGUAGGUGGCCAUUGUAAGCACUCACUUCCAUGACUGAGUUCUAAACUCCCCUCUUCUGUGUACGUUUACAUAGUUAGUUCAGAUAAAGGAGGGGUGUUUUCAAUUCAAAACAGUGUUAAUCUGUUCAAAUUGCUCACGCUGACAGAACUCUUCAUUAAGAGACAUCGGACACAGUUUGAAUGCACUGAAGCUGCAGCUAAUUAAGUGAGAUAUAGUAGACAUACAGUUGUGGCUGUGAGUUCUGUAGCUAUUUUGCUUACCAAGUAGUAUAUUACAAAAAUUCCUAGUUCCUAGAAGCACUCUUUACACUGUACUCUGCUAUUACAUUGCCUCUUUGACUCUUUGUAAAGAGUACACUAAUUAAAGCAUUUUGUAAUAGUACUUCUUAAACUACUAUGGUAAGAUUGUAGUAAAAAAAAUAUCUAGUGUAUUUUGGUCUGUAAUUGCAACAAAGAAAUUUUAUUUGAAAGUUGAUUAUUAGAGAAAGAAUCAUUGAAUUGUAAAGGCUGAAUGUUUUGGUAAUCUACAACCAAAUGUGCCAUCCACAUAAUGCUUUUUCCUCUUGCCCUUCUGCUUGUUUGAAUUAAACGAUUAUGUAUUUAAUUCUCAAAGUAAUAUGUAUCUGUAGCUGAUUGUUGACACUAAUACAGAAGAUUAAUAAAAACUGAUCUUGGGAUGGGGUGGGGUGGGCUACCAACACUAUAUAUAUAUAUUUGCUUUACAGAGAGAAAUCUUCAGGUUUUACAAAGGAUGGUGUGAUUGGUAGUAAGAGACACACAGAAUGUUUAUGAAGAAAAUGCAUUUUUUUCUUUUCUUUACAUUUAAACUCCUUUAUGGUUUAAAUAUACAGUCUUUAGAUGGCACAUUCCUGCAAUUGAAGAAGGGAUCUUGAGAUCUCAAAAUCUUGCAUACUCAGUUUUUUGGAUAUUGUAAUAAAAAAGGUAUUAUGUCAUGAUGGAGUACUGGAUUUAUCCUUGGGUAGUAGUCUUGCUGUUGCUUUAGCAAGGUGAAACAGAGUAAAUAAUGAAUUUGUUUAUCUUGUAA